Molecule: messenger RNA, 2415 nt
Organism: Triplophysa dalaica
Lineage: Eukaryota; Metazoa; Chordata; Actinopteri; Cypriniformes; Nemacheilidae
Product: mucin-2-like
Exons: 4
Source: RefSeq, a predicted model, not a curated record
UCAACAUCAAGCCCCACCACAACCUCAACUCCCAGCACAACAUCAAGCCCCACCACAACCUCAACUCCCACCACAACCUCAAGUCCCACCACCACGUCAGGCGCCACCACAACCUCAAGUCCCACCACCACAACCUCAAGUCCCACCACCACAACCUCAAGUCCCACCACCUCAACAUCAAGCCCCACCACAACCUCAACUCUCACCACAACCUCAAGUCCCACCACCACGUCAGGACCCACCACAACAUCAGUUCCCAUCACAACGUCUGGCCCCACAACCACGUCGGACGCCACCACAACCUCAAGUCUCACCACCACAACAUCAAGCCCCACCACCACAACAUCAAGCCUCACCACCACAACAUCAAGCCCAACAACCACAACCUCAAGUCCCACCACCACAACGUCAAUUCCCACCACAACAACCUCAAGUCCCACAACAACCACAAGUCCCACAACAACCUCUAGCCCCUCCACUACAACCUCAAGUCCCACUACCUCUUCAGGCCCCACCACAACAUUAAGAACCAUCACCUCAACAUCAAGCCCCACCAAAACCUCAACUCCCACCACAACCUCAAGUCCCACCACCACGUCAGGACCCACCACAACUUCAGUUCCCAUCACAACGUCUGGCACCACAACCACGUCGGACACCACCACAACCUCAAGUCUCACCACCACAACAUCAAGCCCCACCACCACAACAUCAAGCCCAACCACCACAACCUCAAGUCCCACCACCACAACCUCAAGUCCCACCACCACAACUUCAAGUCCCACCACAACAACCUCAAGUCCCACCACCACAACAACAAGUCCCACCACAACAACCUCAAGUCGCACCACAACAACAUCAAGCCCAACCACCACAACAUCAAGCCCCACCACCACAACAUCCAGCCCCACCACCACGUCACGUGCCACCACCAUGUCAGGCGCCACCACAACCUCAACCCCACCACCACAACACCAAGCCCCACCAUCACAACCAGAAGUCCCACCAAAACGUCAAGCCACACAAAAUCAAGUUCAGAGGAGGAUUCUACUGGCGAAUCACAAGAAAAAAGCACUAAGUCCCACCACCACGUCAGGCGCCACCACAACCUCAAGUCUCACCACCACAACAUCAAGCCCCACCACCACAACAUCAAGCCCAACCACCACAACCUCAAGUCCCACCACCACAACUUCAAGUCCCACCACAACAACCUCAAGUCCCACCACCACAACAACAAGUCCCACCACAACAACCUCAAGUCGCACCACAACAACAUCAAGCCCAACCACCACAACAUCAAGCCCCACCACCACAACAUCCAGCCCCACCACCACGUCACGUGCCACCACCAUGUCAGGCGCCACCACAACCUCAAGUCUCACCACCACAACCUCAAGUCCCACCACAACAACAUCAAGUCCCACCACCUCAACAUCAAGCCCCACCACAACCUCAACUCCCAGCACAACAUCAAGCCCCACCACAACCUCAACUCCCACCACAACCUCAAGUCCCACCACCACAUCAGGCGCCACCACAACCUCAAGUCCCACCACCACAACCUCAAGUCCCACCACCACAACCUCAAGUCCCACCACCACAACUUCAAGUCCCACCACCACAACAUUAAGUCCCACCACCUCAACAUCAAGCCCCACCACAACCUCAACUCCCAGCACAACAUCAAGCCCCACCACAACCUCAACUCCCACCACAACCUCAAGUCCCACCACCACAACUUCAAGUCCCACCACCACAACCUCAAGCCCCUCCACGACAACAUCAAGUCCCACCACCACAACCUCAAGUCCCACCACCUCAUCAGGCCCCACCACAACAUUAAGUCCCACCACCUCAACAUCAAGCCCCACCACAACCUCAACUCCCAGCACAACAUCAAGCCCCACCACAACCUCAACUCCCAACACAACCUCAAGUCCCACCACCACGUCAGGCGCCACCACAACCUCAAGUCCCACCACCACAACCUCAAAUCCCACCACCACAACCUCAAGUCCCACCACCACAACCUCAAGUCCCACCACCACAACUUCAAGUCCCACCACAACAACCUCAAGUCCCACCACCUCAACAUCAAGCCCCACCACAACCUCAACUCCCACCACAACCUCAAGUCCCACCACCACAACCUCAAGUCCCACCACCACAACCUCAAGUCCCACCACCACAACCUCAAGUUCCACCACCAAAACUUCAAGUCCCACCACAACAACCUCAAGUCCCACCACCUCAACAUCAAGCCCCACCACAACCUCAACUCCCACCACAACCUCAAGUCCCACCACCACAACUUCAAGUCCCACCACCACAACCUCAAGUCCCACCACCACAACCUCAAGUCCCACCACCACAACUUCAAGUCCCACCACAACAACCUCAAGUCCCACCACC